Gracilinanus agilis (Agile Gracile Mouse Opossum) is the source of this 1570-nucleotide messenger RNA. RefSeq names its product dihydrouridine synthase 2 (gene DUS2). Lineage: Eukaryota; Metazoa; Chordata; Mammalia; Didelphimorphia; Didelphidae. Gene Ontology annotation, cellular component: cytoplasm. Bases 52 to 1536 code for a protein of 494 amino acids. Gene Ontology annotation, molecular function: tRNA dihydrouridine synthase activity; tRNA binding. Gene Ontology annotation, biological process: tRNA dihydrouridine synthesis. The transcript is spliced from 16 exons. The record is from RefSeq and is a predicted model, not a curated record.
GUCUGUGGCACCGCCUGAUCGCCGAGCUAGAGAGCUCACAGCAGAGACGGAAUGAUUGUGAACAAUUUCACACUGUGUUACCAAGGCAAAGUUAUCCUGGCCCCUAUGGUUCGAGUAGGGACUCUUCCUAUGCGUCUUUUGGCCUUGGAUUAUGGAGCUGACAUAGUCUACUGUGAGGAGCUGAUUGACAUUAAGAUGCUUCAGUGCAAGAGAGUUGUCAAUGAAGUGCUGGAUACCAUUGACUUUGUAGCUCCCAAUGAGAGAGUCAUUUUCCGUACCUGUGAAAGAGAGCGGAACAAGGUUGUCUUUCAGAUGGGAUCUGCAGAUGCUGAGAGAGCCCUUGCUGUGGCCAAGCUGGUAGAGAAUGAUGUAGCUGGUAUUGAUGUUAAUAUGGGUUGUCCAAAAGAAUACUCCACCAAGGGAGGAAUGGGAGUAGCACUUCUGUCUGACCCUGACAAAAUUGAGAAGAUUCUGAGUACCCUGGUUAAAGGGAUCUGUAAACCAGUGACCUGCAAGAUUCGGAUCCUGCCAUCGCUUGAGGACACAUUGAAUCUUGUAAAGCGGAUAGAGAGGACGGGUGUAGCAGCUAUUGCAGUGCAUGGAAGGAAAAAGGAAGAGAGGCCUCAGCAUCCCGUUCACUGUGAUAUUAUCAAAGCCAUUGCUGAAACUGUCUCCAUCCCAGUAAUAGCUAAUGGAGGAUCUCACGACCACAUCAAAGUGUAUUCAGACUUAGAAGCCUUCCGGCAAGUGACUUCAGCAUCUUCAGUGAUGGUGGCACGCGCAGCCAUGUGGAAUCCAUCCAUCUUCAGGAAGGAGGGCCUUCAAUCCUUGGAAAAGAUCAUGCAGGAAUACAUAAAAUAUGCAGUGAGAUAUGACAACCACUACACCAAUACCAAGUAUUGCUUGUGUCAGAUGCUGAGAGAACAGCUAGAAACUCCCCAAGGAAAGAAGCUGCAUGCCGCCCAGUCUGCCCAGGAAAUCUGCGAAGCCUUUGAAUUGGGCAGCUUCUACGAGAAGAUAACUGCAGAGUUGGCAGCCAAAGGAGCCACACUCCAAAACAAAGCUCAGGAGGAAGAUGACCAGGCUGGAGACACUGAUGUCAUCAAAAUGGCGGUGAAGUUUGACAAAAGACAAUACCCACCCCAGAUCACACCCAAGAUGUGCCUGCUGGAAUGGUGCCGAAAGGAGAAGUUAGCCCAACCAGUAUAUGAAACAAUUCAGAGACCAGUAGACCGUUUGUUUUGCUCUGUCGUCACUGUUUCGGAGCGCAAGUUUCGCUCAGCACUAUGGGACAAGUCCAAGAAGCUGGCCGAACAAGCUGCAGCCAUCGUCUGCCUGAGAAGCCUGGGGCUCCCUGAGGGGAAGCUCGGGGAUGAGGACCCUCAGAGCCCCCUUUUGCACAAGCGCAAGGUGGAAGAGAGGAGACUUUGGAGAGACCAAGAGAAUGAGGAGACCCUUCCUGGAGGAGCCCCUCACAAAAAGCCCCAUCUGACCCUGGAUACCAGUGGCAGUGGCAACACUCCUGACGGGCCGUGACACUCCUUCAUGCCCCUGUGGGAUCCCCAUUGUC